Molecule: messenger RNA, 1062 nt
Organism: Penicillium lagena
Lineage: Eukaryota; Fungi; Ascomycota; Eurotiomycetes; Eurotiales; Aspergillaceae
Gene: erg27
Product: protein erg27
Exons: 1
Coding region: 1-1062 (353 amino acids)
Biological process (GO): signal transduction
Cellular component (GO): cytoplasm
Source: RefSeq, a predicted model, not a curated record
AUGGCUGACAUGGUCGAUUUCGACUUUCUAGAGGCAGAGACAUUCGAUUUAUGGAUGGCCUCCUCCGAGGUGGACCAGAAGGCCCUGGGCAAAUUCGCUCGCGUUAUGGCCUUCGAGAACCCGCUGCUCUCGACGAUGUUGUACAAGGUUCUCGGUGUCUCGGUCAUGCUCUCCAAGAAACUCGUCCGCGCGCGACGGUUACGGCGGCUCGACACUACGCGUGAAACAAAGUCCCUACAACUUUAUCACCACAUCAUAUGGCUCUCGCGUGAGGGUCUCAUGAUUCUGGAGGGGUAUGUCCUGCCCAUGGUCAACGUGUUCGUCGAGUUAAACGUCCUGGCCUACAAACUUCGCGCCUCGUUCUACCACAUCUUCGUGCUCUUCCACAACCGUCCCGUCAUCUAUCCACCAGAUACGGAACCCCCAACCGACGGCAAACACGACUCGAUCUAUGGCCCAGAAUCCUUGACUGCGCUCGGCCAGCAACAAAGCCAGAAACCAAAGACAAAACCCCAGGCCCCUCCGGGCCUCGCCCCUGUGCAACCACCGCAACCAGCUUCCUCCUUCCUCCUCCCUCCACUUGACUACACCGAAACCGCAACAGCAUGCUUCAACCACGCCGCCUUCCUCGCUGACAAGCUCCUCCCCGGCUCGCACCCGCUGCGCCUCUCCGUUAAACUCGAAUAUGCCGCCUACCUCUACGACUGCCUCCAGGACCCGAAUUCCUGCCGCCGCCUCGCCAAACAAGCCAUCGCGGAUGUAUACAACGCGCAAGAAGGCAUGGAUGACGAGAGCUUCGAAGACGCCGCCGAGAUCGUGGGCGUGCUGGGCAAAAUGGUCAAACGCGGCGGGAACCUCGGCAGCAGUACGGCCGGCAGCAGUACCUCGCGCGGCGACCGGUCGCGAAGUCGCAGUAGUCGCUCCCCGAGUCAUCACGAGACUAGUGCCCCGACGACAAUCUCGCCGGGGCCGGUGUCGAAGUCGACGCCGAUGACCUCCGCCUCGGCGGGUAAGGUUAUUUUCUCUGCUGUGCCGCAUGCGACCAUGAUGAAUCCGAUUUAA